Messenger RNA from Suillus subaureus, 1260 nucleotides. RefSeq names its product alpha/beta-hydrolase. Gene Ontology annotation, molecular function: glycerophospholipase activity. The record is from RefSeq and is a predicted model, not a curated record. Gene Ontology annotation, biological process: multivesicular body membrane disassembly; neutral lipid catabolic process; piecemeal microautophagy of the nucleus. Bases 1 to 1260 code for a protein of 419 amino acids. NCBI's taxonomy places the organism in Eukaryota, Fungi, Basidiomycota, Agaricomycetes, Boletales, Suillaceae. The transcript is spliced from 4 exons.
AUGUACCCUCUGUUGUAUAUCACAUCUCUUCUCCACAUCCUUGCCAUCGCCUCCGCAACUGUCGUCCCAAACUGGGUGAACUUCGAUCUCCACCAACGAUCCAAUCUUCCUGUUGCAGACGAUCAACUUCCUUUCACCGCUGCAUAUACACCGUCGUCUGAGCCUCUCGCAAUCUCUCUAAAGGCCCGACCAACAACUGUCUACCGCCCGAAAUCUCUCGAUGCUCACGAGCACGCUCGGUUACGGUCACUUCUUCAUGCGGAGACUGAGCCUAUCGAAUGGGAGCAGAUGGUAGUCUCAGGACCAGACAUAGAAGACAGACAUACCCUCUCACAAUUAGCACGCAUGACUGCUAACGCGUACCAGCUUCCAGGCCACAAUAACUGGUACGACCUCGAUUCGUCCUGGAACGUCAACGCCAGCUUUCCAUUUGGGUGGGAUAACGACGAAGACGGAUUCCGCGGCCACGUUUUCACUUCUAGAGAUAAUUCUACAAUCGUGCUUUCGAUCAAAGGAACCACGCUUCAGGGACCUACAUCAAAGAAAGAUAAACUAAACGACAAUCUACUCUUCUCGUGCUGUUGUGCCCGCGUCGAUUUUUCAUGGAUGUUCUCGACAGUUUGCGACUGCUAUUCCUGGUCGGCCCUACAUCAACGAUGCGACGAUACAUGCUUGUCCAAAGCUCUCGUACAAGACAGCCUCUUCUAUUCCACCGGCGUCAAACUCGUGAAAGAUCUAAUGUUUCUAUACCCUUUCGCAGACAUAUGGCUCGUCGGCCAUAGUCUCGGAGGAAGUCUCGCUUCUCUCCUUGGUUCCACUUUUGGAUUGCCAGCUGUCGCGUUCGAGGCUCCUGGUGAAAGGAUGGCAGCGAAUCGUCUUCGCCUCCCACUUCCACCUCCCGUCGGAGAUUCUUCGCGACCUCCGGUGCCUAUUACGCAUGUAUACCAUAAUGCCGACCCGGUACCUCAGGGAGCAUGUACUGGUGUUGCAUCGCCUUGCGCUCAGGCUGGGUAUGCUCUUGAAACGAGAUGUCAUCUGGGAAAGAGCGUCGUGUACGAUACUGUCGGGAAACUGGGGUGGCAUGUUGAUUUGCGUAAGCAUGUCAUUAAGGAAGUCAUUUUAGAAGUCUUGGACCUGGAGGACCGCUGGCCGGAUGAAGACGGGAAUGAGUGGGAUGUACCUGUCGCCCAUGAAGAAGAGGACUGCGUGGACUGUUUUAAAUGGGAAUUCGGAGAUUACAAGAAGGACAAGGACGGAUAA